Messenger RNA from Ilex paraguariensis (yerba mate), 1026 nucleotides. The record is from the annotation of a GenBank genome assembly. Lineage: Eukaryota; Viridiplantae; Streptophyta; Magnoliopsida; Aquifoliales; Aquifoliaceae.
AUGUUUAUGAGUAUGGUAGAAGCUGUCAGCCUGCCUGGUAGGUAUUGUUUGAUUUUGAUUCUUGGUGGGUCCAAUGGAGCAUAUUUGAACACUAGGAACGGGCUUUCAAGCCAGACCAAGCAAAUAUCUUUUCUUGAAACUUCACCAGAUGACACCCAAAUCUCUAGAGAAGAGAAAGCAUUUCGCUUUUGGCUGAAUAGCCUGGGAAAUUCAACUUAUGUAGACAACGUCUUUGAAGACCUAAGAAAAGGGGUGGAGCUAAGAAGGUCAUUAUCUCUGCUCCUGGCAAUGAUGCUCCCAUGUUCGUUGUGGGGGUCUCAAGGAGAAAGAAGCUGGAGCUUAACAUUGUCUCCAAUGCUAGCUGCACCACCAACUGCCUCGCUCCCCUUGCAAAGGUUGUUCUUAAAGACUGUUGAUGGACCAUCUUCCAAGGACUGGAGGGGUGGUAGAGCUGCUUCUUUUAACAUUAUACCUAGUAGCACUGGAGCUGCAAAGGCGGUUGGGAAAGUGCUACCAGCGCUAAAUGGGAAAUUGACUGGAAUGGCCUUCCGUGUUCCCACCAUUGACGUUUCUGUGGUUGAUCUAACUGUGAGACUGGAGAAGGGGGCUAGUAAUGAUGAAAUCAAAGCUGCUAUCAAGCAUGGGAUGGAUGCUCAAGGUCCUGCUGAUUAUUUGUUGCACUGUGUUUAGUUUGAUCUUAUUAUUGCGGUGAUGGUCAUCAGGGAAGAGUCUGAGGGAAAACUAAAGGGAAUCUUAGGUUACACUGAAGAUGACGUAGUGUCCACUGACUUUGUAGGUGACAACAGGUCCAGCAUGUUUGAUGCUAAGGCUGGAAUUGCUUUGAAUAAGAAUUGCUUGGAAUUGUUCUGAUCUGACUUCAGUCUGGGCCAGUACUGAUCUGUUGAGCUUGAAGAUGGUAUUUUAAGACAUGGUGUUGAACUGCUGGAGUUGUGCAAGUUUAAGAGACAUUAAAUGUAAUUAGAGAUUGUUUAAAUCCUCUUGAAGGAUUAAAACCAUUUUUUUAAU